Molecule: messenger RNA, 3585 nt
Organism: Cladocopium goreaui
Lineage: Eukaryota; Dinophyceae; Suessiales; Symbiodiniaceae
Source: the annotation of a GenBank genome assembly
AUGAGCAUGGACACUUUACAAGCGGAAGUUGGCAAGGCAGUUCGAGAACUUCCAGGUCACCAGAAAACUCUUGUUGACACCCUUGAGCGUCAGCAGCAUGAGCUGAAUGAUUCACGAGCCCAAAGAGUGCCAAUCCCUCCAAGUGCUUCUCAGUCAGUGGCGGCUGCCAAUGAGGAUCGCUUCGGUGCCAUGGGAGAAGCCAGUCCUUUUACUUCUGGACAAGACCCGCCCAUCCAAUUGCUAGAUAUUGCUAGUGAAUGCUCAGCAAGGUGCAGGUGGACUUGCAUCGGCGAUGCCAAAUACUGCAGUGAAUCCGAGCUCAAGCACUGGACAUGGGGUAAAAAUUGUCUUACCCGAUGGUACGGAGAUCCCCUUGGGCGGACAGUCAAAUGCGCGGGUCCUAAAGUUCCUGGAUCCACACAGCUAGAUGCGCUGCAGAGAAGCGACAAGUGGCUGCCUAGCAUGCCCGUGGUCGAGUCGAAUCGGUGGAAAAGCCGAAUGGAGGAGAUUUUGGGCAUGGAACAGUGGCUCGAUUCAUUUUGCAAUUGGCUAUCUUUGAUUUCAGAGCCAUUUUGCACAGAAGUGAAGUUUUCUGCGACUUCUCCGCUGCCAAUUGACAAGAAAGAUUUGUCAACUGACCAGAUUUCCCGAAGCUCCAGGCUCAUGGCAAUGCUUCGCCAGACCUUCCAGAUGACUCCGCAAGCCAAAAUCAUUCUGCUUGCUUAUGUAGAAGGCCCUGGAGAUAAGAACGGGUAUGAGGCUUUGCGAAGGAUUGUCCAAGAAUACAUGAUCAAGACUCGUGCUGAGUUGAUGCAUUUCCGCACAUCUUUGCUUGGCCGAACUUUCAAAGCUCAAACAGUGACAAAGGCAAUCAAGCAACUUGAGUUCGAGGAGAGCAGGUACGACAAGCUUGCUCGGAUGUUGCCCUCGAAUGUACCAGCUUCCGAUUUGGCCCUGCUCCCUAGUGAUUUGGUGAUGGUCCUCAUCAAAUCCUUGCCUGUUGGUGUGAGGGAAUAUGUCGUCAUGCAUAGCCCAAGCCAUGACUAUGUGCAAAUGAAAAAUGCCGCUUUGUUGUACGAAGCCAACCAGAGAACUUGGACAGAGAUUGCAGGCAGCAGUUCUGCCACCUACAUGCAUGGAAUGUUUGACACGAAUGACAAGCCGAAAGGAAAGGGCAAAAGCAAAGAUGGUAAGAAAGGAAAGGGGAAAGCAAAAGAUUCAAAUAAAGGCGCAGCUAAGGGCAAUGGUGAAAAGUCAGAGAAGGAACAGAAUGCCACGUGUUUCCGAUGUGGUCGCACAGGCCAUUUCUCUUCAAAUUGUCAUGCCAAGAAAGACAAGGAUGGCAAGCCGCUUGAAGGGAAGCCCGCUCCAAAGAAAGAUGGAAAGGGAUCUGGUGAAGAAAAAGGUUCCAGCACAGGUCCUCAGAACAAAGGAAAAGGCGAAGGAUCCAAAGGUAAGAAAGUCAAUGAAAUGCUUGAGCAGCCUGAAGGCGAAUCGUGGCCUACCAAUGGUCCAGCUGAAAGUCAGGGUUCCAAUGGAGAUGGCAGCCGUGCGUCAGCUGCGAAGGAAGCAGCAGCCCCUUUGAAUCCCAUUCAGUCUUGGUUUGAAGACACGAUCGUGCAGUUUGAGCGAGAGCAGAUCACAGAAGAGCACAUUCGCCGCUUGACGUCCAGAGAAGAUCCUUCAGACACCAUGUUGAAAGAGUGCUUAGUUUCAGCUUUUGUAGCAGAUGUUCCCAAUAAUGUUUUGUCAGUGGGCAGCUUGCUGCGAAAGGGUUGGUCAUUAAGCAGUUCCGGAAGUGAAUUGGAAGUGUGCUUUGGAGGAUACAAUUUGGACUUGGUGACAUGGCAGAAUGUGCCAUGGAUUUUUCACGAAGUUGAGACGGUCAUGGACUUUUCCGAUGAUCGCGAUGUGCAGAAGACAUUUUGGAGCCGUCGGAAAAUCCAUGAUGGUCCGGUGAACACGGUUGAGCAUUUGAGCGAAACUGACAAAUCCAUGGUGAUGACAACCAAGAGACAGCCAGAUGUUUCAUUGGAAGAACUUGACCCCGCUGCUGCAUCCUCUUCUAGCCCAGCAUAUGUUAGUAGUAGGCCUGUUUCCGAUAGUGAAUCUCCAUACCGUGAAAGCCUCAGUGUGGAGCCUAACUCUGUUCCGGAUUCGAGCGAGCCUUUUGAUUAUAAGCCCAAUAUGAUUGUAGACACAAACACAGGAUAUGCAUCCAUUCCUUCAGAAGAGUCUUCAGAGCAUCCAGCUGUAUUGCGAAAACGAGACUUGAAUAAAUCCAAGCUUGAACAACACCGCCGUCAAGGCCAUUUUCCAUUCCAUGCAGAUUGCCUUUCUUGCCAAGCAGCCAAGUCCACGACUCACCACAGAAGAAAGAAGAAGUUGGUGUUGAGCAGUGAGAUGGCAUGUGAUUUUUUCUUCUUGAACUUGGAUAAAGCAAACAAAGAGUCUUUCAAGUAUCUAAUCAUGGUAGAUUUGACCACUGGAAUGAAAGGCGUGGCCCCUGUCCAGUCGGACAUUCGUUUGUCGCACCGAUGGAUGCAGGCCUGGCUUGGCGAAUUCAAUAUGUCCACAGAAUGCUCCGAGCCAAUUGAAAUUAUCACGGACGCAGAAGAAGCUGUUUCAAGUUUCAUGAGAGGUGCCAUCAACCACAGGCCAGCUUCAUUUGUCAAAGCGCCGCCGCAAGGUCACCAGACCAUUGGUGGAGCAGAGGCUGGAGUCCGAGCCAUUAAAGAUGCGUUCAACACUCUUCGGCAAGACUUGCGUGAGAAUGGCUGUGAUGUUUGCGUCAGGAAUCAGACAGCUGUGAAUGUGCCAGCUAGCUUGAAGAAAGAUUGCAUUUCCCGAUUUGAGAAGGCAAUGUAUUUGCGACCUGAGUUCAACUCAUUGGGAGAUGUCGUUUGUACUGUCAUUGGAGGGCAAGAACGUUUCUUUGUUUGCAAGAGCUUUAAGAUUGUUUCCCCAUUGGAGUGGGACGUCUCCUUGUCUCCAUCUGUUUUGCAUUUUUUCGACCGGAUGCAGCUUGAUGUUUCCAUUGAAGAUCUCUCCGCAAAGAUGUCUGUGCGACGUUUGAGUGGCAAGCAGAAGCCACCGCCAGGCCUGGGUGAAGCUGAUGAACCCAUCCAGCAGAGGUUUCCAGACUUUCCAGCAAACAGAGAGAAACGAGUUUCGUUUGAUCUUCCAAAGAAUCAACCCAUACCAGAAAGUCUCCCAGUUGAAGGGGGUCAACAUCUCGAUGAGAAUCCACAUGAUGUUCCAUAUUCGCCCAGCCUUGCGCCCAGUUCUCCAAAGGCGUUGGACGAGCCAGAAGUCAUCCAUGACAUGGAAGUAGACGACUCUGCUGACGGAAUGGUAGAUCUAAGUGAAUUUGCAGCUGCUGGAGGCGAACCUACAGCCACGGAAGCUAUGGAGUUAGAUUUGGUAACAGCCUUGGAUAACUUUGAGCUUUCGUAUUUAGAAGAGCGUCACAUUGGCAUGUUGCAAUCGGUUUAUCAGAUCCGUGGAGUGAAACCCAAGAGCAGCAAGGCAAACCUUUGUGGGGAAGAAAUUCUUACUUUUGUUUCCUGGAUAUGUCAUCAGUGA